This is a messenger RNA of Truncatella angustata, 1141 nucleotides long. RefSeq lists its product as uncharacterized. NCBI's taxonomy places the organism in Eukaryota, Fungi, Ascomycota, Sordariomycetes, Amphisphaeriales, Sporocadaceae. The coding region runs from base 302 to 1000 and encodes 232 amino acids. The transcript has a single exon. The record is from RefSeq and is a predicted model, not a curated record.
CCUUGGCCAGGUCGUUACAAAAAGUUAUACAAAUAUUUAUACAAAACCUUAUACAAAACAUUAUUAAGAAAAUUAUUAAAAGAAUUAUUAAAAGAAUUCUUUAAAAAAAAAUCUCGUCCCACUCUUCCCCGCAACUGCAGCGGAUCACGGGGGUAAUUAGGGAUAAAAUUCGAACUAAACAACGCCCGACCUUGAAACUCGUUACUGUAACAUCCUCAAACUAACAAAAGAGUUGCCCUCGAGCAAAAAACAAAACAAAACUCAUCCAUUAUUCUCUACUGGAAUUCUUAUUCAAUACACAAUGGGCGACCCUGAGAGAUACGAAGCAUACCGGGUCCUACAACGUAACGAUAUCCCAUGCGUCGUAUGGCUCGAGGAUGCGCUCGGGCACUACGGCAUGAAUACUGUCUUGUUCCGACUUCACAUCAUCGUCGCAUCGAUUGACACUGCCACUGAAGCGCUUCUGCUAAAAGGGUGGACAAUAUACAAACCGCGACCAAAUGAUCUGCAAUCGUUCCUCUCGGACAUGCCUACUUCUAGCUAUCGCCGCUUAUUACCUCCGGAUUGGGUGGAUGAUCCAGUAGAGCCCUGGCCGCCUUUGCCUCCUGAUCAACAGGUGCAAACGCAGCCUGAACUCGUACUUUUUUCAGCCGAUUUCUGGAAUAUCUCUCUUUAUGGUAAUAAAUCCAUGUUUCCUCCGCUAGAGAUGCUUGUCGACUCCUUAAUCACCGCCACACUAGACUCGCCCGAUGGAUCUUUUCUACAAAGCCGUCUAAGUGUUUACAUAUGCGCUUUAUACUCUGAAAUAACGGGUGUAAAACAUGAUGAUCUCGUGGCAAGCCUGAGUCCUGCUAAUCGGCAUUUUCACCAUGACGGAGUGAAUGGUAUAAGAGUCACAACCAUUCCCGGAAUAAAACGACAACGAGAGUUUCGGGACAAACUAAGGGAGUCAUGUAUAGUGUCAGAACCGGUUGUGAACAGAGUGGAGGGUGAUAAUUGAGUGUAUCUAAGACUGAUCCCUUGGUUUUCUAACUGUAGGCCGAUGGCCUACAGUUAUAGAACCAGCGCGCCCGCGUGGUGUAGCUACGACAGACAAGCCGUGAUGUAUGAAAUAAUAUUGGUCACACCUCUUUUUCAACAA